AUGUCGGGAUAUGAUUCUGGCGACUCGGAACCUGCCCUCUCUCAUCCCACCCAGACGGAUGGAAACUUCUCAACCAAUCCUGUUGUAGCUGACCAGAUCACGGCGCAGCCCGAUCCCACCCUGUUUGACGAUAUCACACCCUUGCCAGAUCCAAACAACACAACCUCUGAGACAAAAAAGAAGAAGCGAAACCGUCCUAAGAAGACUGGCAAGAAAUUCAAGCAACCUGUUCCAUCUAGCGGCAAACUGAAGACGUACAUAGACCAUGGCACCACCUGUGACACUCAAGGGUACCCCAUCUAUCCCAAUGGUGAUACGGUAUUUGUUCGUGAGGCAAAGGAUCAGAUCACCAACUUCGUGAUUCCCUUGUCAAACCUUACUACGUCCAGGUUCCCCGUUUGCCCAGCUGUCAAAUGUAGUGGACGACAUGUUUGGACUCAAUGCCCGGGAACCAGCUGUCGGAUCGACAUUGAGAAGGAAUCUGGCUGGGGAGUACUUUGUCAUUCAGGAACCCAUAUGCAUGUGUGGCCGAGUUCGAAGAAAGCGGAUCCUUUGGCGAUGUUAGCGCUCAAAGCACAGUUAGUCAAGAACCCAAAAGCAGGCCCGUUGGUUCUAAAAUUACGACGCAAAGUACUUGUUGCAAAGGGCCUCAUGCCUGAAAAAGAAUCCAAGGGCGGAGGUGACCGACUCAUUUUAGACCUAAUGCACUGGGGCCGGAACGGCCUCCGCUUGAUAUCGACCUCACUCCUAGGCGCCGACGUCCACAUCACCUUCCAAACCGAGUGGAUAGCUGAGCAGCUGGUUCGUCGAGACCAAAACAGAAAGGUAUACUCGGGAGGUCUCCUUUUGGAUGUCACGUACCGCUUUUUCCACAACGGGUAUCUCCUCACGACUUCGAUGUACAACGAGAUUAUGCACUGCUGGAUCCCGAUCCAACUGACCUGGAUAUGGGGACAAGAAGUGAACCAUUAUCGGGCUCACUUCUCUACCCUCCUCAAGCAAAUCAAGGAAGCUGAUCUGACUCAUCACAAACGCGAACUACUGGUCCAACAAGUUGUCGAUUUCUCUGUUGCUCAAAAGAAAGGUUUUGUCACCGCGUACAUGGAAGUAUUCAACAAAAAUGAUCCUGCUAAAGCGCUGGACAAGUUGAAGGGGUGCCACGAGCACUAUUGCCAGUCAAUUACUCGUAUCACCAAAAACCGCAACGUGGUGGAUGCCAGUCAAGUGAAAAACUUCAAAUUCUUGGCUCUGGACCUCCUUGAACCAGACCAACCGAAUGGAAUGUGCUUGGGUGAUAAAUUUGAUCAACUUGCCCGACUCUUUCCCAAAUCGAAUCCUUGGCUUGAUUGGUGGAACACAGCCGACAUCCAUGCAAUGUUGUUCUGUGCGCGCCCACGUCUCCCGUUGGACGACCCUCCACUCCCUGGACAUGAAUUUGAAGGCAAUCUCCCUGACACCACCAACGGCCAAGAGUCGAUGCAUCGACAGUACUACAUCUUAACGUAG
Melampsora larici-populina 98AG31 is the source of this 1506-nucleotide messenger RNA. RefSeq lists its product as uncharacterized. NCBI's taxonomy places the organism in Eukaryota, Fungi, Basidiomycota, Pucciniomycetes, Pucciniales, Melampsoraceae. The coding region runs from base 1 to 1506 and encodes 501 amino acids. The transcript is spliced from 5 exons. The record is from RefSeq and is a predicted model, not a curated record.